This is a messenger RNA of Microtus ochrogaster (prairie vole), 2502 nucleotides long. It is a transcript of the gene Armc7, whose product is annotated as armadillo repeat containing 7. The record is from RefSeq and is a predicted model, not a curated record. Gene Ontology annotation, molecular function: protein binding. NCBI's taxonomy places the organism in Eukaryota, Metazoa, Chordata, Mammalia, Rodentia, Cricetidae.
CGGUGUGGAGAGCGGGGUGAGGGGUGUGCCUCUGGUAUCCAAUCCUUACCCGGCUCUGCCAGGAUCCUGAGAUCCCUACCCAUCCCCAGAUCCCAUCUCCAACUGCAAAUCACUACAGAUUCAAACCCAGGACCGGACCGGGUUUGCCUGCCGCUCUGUCGCCUCCCGGGACAGAUCAAGGGUAUAGGCGAGGGUUUUGCGCGACCUUGUGGCCUCUUCCUUCCCACCUCCCGGCUCCUUCGCCGCUCCACAUGGCACAGAAACCCAAGGUAGACCCCCACGUCGGCCGGUUAGGGUACCUGCAGGCGCUGGUCAAUGAGUUCCAGGAGACCGAGAGCCAAGAUGCCAAGGAACAAGUCCUUGCCAACCUCGCUAACUUCGCCUAUGACCCGGGCAACUACGAGUAUCUACGGCAGCUGCAAGUCCUAGACCUAUUCCUCGAUUCGCUGUCAGAAGAGAACGAAACGCUAGUGAAAUUUGCUAUUGGGGGCCUUUGCAACCUGUCCCCGGACAAGGCCAACAAGGAGCACAUUCUGCAGGCCGGAGGCAUCCCGCUCAUCACCAACUGCCUGUCCAGUCCCAACGAGGAGACGGUGUUAUCUGCAGUCACCACACUCAUGUACCUAAGCUCACCCGGCACGGGCUCCCAUCCCGAGCUCACCUCCUUGCCCGUGGUCCAGUGCAUGCUGCGCUUUUCUCUCUCAGCCAACAUACGGCUCCGGAACCUGGCCCAGAUCUUCCUGGAGGACUUCUGCUCCCCAAGCCAGGUGGCUGAGGCACGGAGCCAGCAGGCCCAUUCAGCCCUGGGUAUCCCACUGCCAAAGACCGAGGCCCCACAGCAGCCCUGAUCCAAGAAGACCCCAGGGCUCUGCCACUUUCUGCCUGAGACCAGUCCUGGCAUAGGAAGCAGAGACCAAUAGCCGUCCAUCCUGCCCACGGGAUGCCUGUUUGGCUGUAUGAAAGGUAGGAUCUCUGAGCAUGACGGGUGUUUACGCUAGGAAAACCAGUAGGGAGGAAUGAAGGAGCCAGAACUGAGAUGCUUAGGGGAGAGAAACAGCUGGUGUGACUCUCAUGGGCUGGUGCUCCCAACAGUGCCGACAGAAGACCAGCUCAGUGCCCCAGGCCCAGCCAACACGCUGCUAUAAAAGCUUUGCACAGUGGUGCUCAAGAACAGCUGCUAGAACCAGGACUCGGGAGAGUGGCCAGUAGCACAAGUGCCCAGAGGAACUCCUUAUCUGCUGGGAAGGUGCUGUGGGGUAACCCCUCCAGUACUGAGGCUGGGCAUUUGGGCACAGCAGACACUGACUUGGGUAGCUCUGCCGCCCAGAAACAACUGUCCACACAGCCCUGCCUUUUUGUUAAGCACCAAGUGAGGAACACAGAUGAGGUCUCUGCCAUUGGGUGUCACACCUCAGUGACUGUUAACCAGGUGGCCAUCGGGGAUUAGGAGCAAGGCCCUCCAGGAGUUAAGAGCAGAAUGAAGACAGGACAGCGAAGUGUCCCUUCAGAGAGGCCCUGCCUAGGGUCCUGGGACACAGAUGGAAAGACAGUGACUUCAGUUCCUCUUGUGACCAGGCUGUGGACCCCUCGUGUAACAAAUGCCAACUGUGGCAUCCCUGUCCCUUCAAAAAAGCUGCUCUGGCCAGGCGGUGGUGGUGCAUGCCUGUAAUCCCAGCACUUGGGAGGCAGAGGCAGGCGAAUCUCUGGUUCGAGACCAGCCUGGUCUACAAGAGCUAGUUCUAGGACAGGCUCCAAAACCACAGAGAAACCCUGUCUCGAAAAACAAAACAAAAAAAAAACAAAAAAGCUGCUCUGCCCCCUCUGCCUGUGACCGGAUCUUCUGACGCUGGGGUGGGAGCCCUGCAUACGAACCCUUCAUGGCAGGGACGAGAGCCUACCCAGGUCCGCUACCCAGGUCUGCUACCUGCCGUUGUCCCAGAAGCCACCAACCUCCAGGACCCAGAGAGCACAGCAGCUCAAACCUGUAAUCCUAUCACUUGAGAAACUGAGGCAGGAGGAUAGUCAUGAGUUUGAGACCAGCCCCCGCAAUUUGGGGGACUUGGACAACUUGGGCUAUGGAGUAAGAUCCUAUCCCAAAAGAAAAAAACAGGGUCCCAAUAAUGUCUGAAGGACACCAAGAUUCUGCCUCCCUCCUGUGCCAGCGAAAAGAAAAAAAAAUGAAACUAAAGGGGAAAGAAGCAAAAAGAGGGUAGAUCUGAUGAGAGGUUGGGGUUCAGGUGAAAUGGGGGAGCUUCUGAUCUCUAGCACUGUCCCCCUUAGGUGGGGAACGAAAAGCUGUGUUCCAGGAAGGCCAUCUGCAAGGGUGUGGGAAUGAGGCUGUGGGUGCGGCCCCUGCAGGAGAGGAGAAAGAAGACUAUCAGAGUUGCAGUUCUCUGCCCCACCCCAGCCCGGCACAGACCCUGGCCUUUCCUGAGAGAAGGUCUUCGAAGAACAGAUGCCUUGCUUUGGGUUUUUAUUUUUAUUAAAAUCCUCCUAACUGAU